Molecule: messenger RNA, 3694 nt
Organism: Centruroides sculpturatus (bark scorpion)
Lineage: Eukaryota; Metazoa; Arthropoda; Arachnida; Scorpiones; Buthidae
Gene: RpI135
Product: DNA-directed RNA polymerase I subunit RPA2-like
Exons: 26
Coding region: 104-3694 (1196 amino acids)
Biological process (GO): DNA-templated transcription
Cellular component (GO): nucleus; RNA polymerase I complex
Molecular function (GO): DNA binding; ribonucleoside binding; DNA-directed RNA polymerase activity
Source: RefSeq, a predicted model, not a curated record
UGGCGUUAACCACGUGUAUUUUGUUCAAAUUUCAAAGCGAAGAAGACGAGUUUUUUUCGUUGAAAACUGCAAAGGCUUAUUGAAAAUUAUUUAAAAAUCGAAAAUGGAAGAGACAGUAUGGGAUAAAAUUCCUUUAUAUCCAAGUUUGAAAAAUGUUCAAAAGCAAGAUUUCUGGAAACCGAAUGAAACACAAUAUAAGUUACUUCAAGAUGUAAGUAGAGCCCAUAUAGAAUCCUUUAAUUUCAUCACAAGAUUAGGACUUUAUAAAGCGAUUGAGAAUAUUCCACCAGUUGAAUAUGAAUUGCCAAAUGGUGAUAGAGUUAAACUAGAGAUAAAAGAUGCUUCUAUAGGUUAUCCCAAUAUAUGUGGAGCUAAUAAUUUACAUGCAGUAUCAUUACAAUUAUAUCCUUCUGAGUGUAGAGCAAGUGGAAUUACAUAUAAAAGUAAACUUGAAGUCUCUCUCCAAUGGAGUAAAAAUGGAAUUGUUCAAGAUGUUAUUACAAAAAAUAUUGGAGAAAUUCCAAUAAUGGUUAAAUCAAAUGUGUGUAAUCUUUCCAAAUUAACACCAAAACAAUUAAUUGAAAAAGGAGAAGAGGAAGAAGAAUUUGGAGGUUAUUUCAUUAUUAAUGGAAUUGAAAAAAUAAUGCGUCUUUUACUUGUACAGCGUAGAAAUUAUGUAAGUAUUGAAUACUUACCAUUUACCAAUAUUGUCUUUAUGACAAGGAAGUUAUUUGCUACAGCUAAAGGUGAAUGUGCUGUUGAAUCUGCUGAUAGUGCAAUGAAUCAAGAAGCACUUCUUCCAGGUCACAUAUACUUGGCUGUAUUAAAAGAAAAGAUAGAACUGUGGUUGCAAAUAAUAAGAAAAAAUAUGGAGAAAAAAGCAAAAGCUAAAGGUGCUGCAUUUGAAAUUAACAUAACUAUUAUGAAUAACUGUGUGAGCACUUCUAUGGAUUUGUCCAGACCUAUGGAAUAUCUUUUGGCAACUGGUAAUGUGAAUGCUCGUUCCUUGUUGGGACUGCCACAAAUAACUGGUCUUUCAGUUGUUGCAGAAAAAUUAAAUUAUUGGCGUUACUUAUCUCACUUUCGAUCAAUUCAUAGAGGUGCAAUAUUCACUGAAAUGAGAACUACUACUGUAAGAAAAUUAUUACCAGAAAGUUGGGCUAUUAUGAAUAACUGUGUGAGCACUUCUAUGGAUUUGUCCAGACCUAUGGAAUAUCUUUUGGCAACUGGUAAUGUGAAUGCUCGUUCCUUGUUGGGACUGCCACAAAUAACUGGUCUUUCAGUUGUUGCAGAAAAAUUAAAUUAUUGGCGUUACUUAUCUCACUUUCGAUCAAUUCAUAGAGGUGCAAUAUUCACUGAAAUGAGAACUACUACUGUAAGAAAAUUAUUACCAGAAAGUUGGGGGUUUUUAUGUCCAGUCAAUACACCUGAUGGUGCUCCUUGUGGUCUGUUGAAUCAUUUAACUGCAUUCUGUGAGGUAAAAACUAUUAUGAAUAACUGUGUGAGCACUUCUAUGGAUUUGUCCAGACCUAUGGAAUAUCUUUUGGCAACUGGUAAUGUGAAUGCUCGUUCCUUGUUGGGACUGCCACAAAUAACUGGUCUUUCAGUUGUUGCAGAAAAAUUAAAUUAUUGGCGUUACUUAUCUCACUUUCGAUCAAUUCAUAGAGGUGCAAUAUUCACUGAAAUGAGAACUACUACUGUAAGAAAAUUAUUACCAGAAAGUUGGGGGUUUUUAUGUCCAGUCAAUACACCUGAUGGUGCUCCUUGUGGUCUGUUGAAUCAUUUAACUGCAUUCUGUGAGAUUGUGAAUGUACAGCCACCAGUGGGACAUUUGCCAAAACUUUUAACUUGUUUAGGCAUGAUUCCUUAUGAUGGAAUUAUUCCUACUACAGCUAAAUUUUAUUAUAUUAUAUUUCUUGAUGGAAAAGUGAUUGGAUGGGUAUCGGCUGAAAAAGCGUCGGAUUUAGUAAAUAAGUUACGUUAUUUGAAAACUCUUCAAAAAGAAAUGGUAUCAAAUUGUUUGGAAAUAGGUUUUGUUCCAAAAACAGCUAAAUUAGCACAGUAUCCUGGCAUAUUUCUUUUUUCUACACCUUCACGUUUUGUAAGACCUGUCCAUAAUUUAAGUGUCAACAGUACUGAAAUGGUUGGUACAUUUGAACAAGUUUAUCUUGAUAUUUGUGUCAUACCAGAAGAAGCCAUUGAGGGUAUUACUACACAUCAAGAAAUUAGAGAAAUUAGCAUAUUGAGUAUCUUAGCCAAUAUGAUACCAUUUUCAGACUUCAACCAAAGUCCACGUAAUAUGUAUCAGUGUCAGAUGGGUAAGCAAACCAUGGGAACUCCAUGUUAUGCUUACAAAUAUAGAUCUGAUAAUAAACUGUAUAGGAUUCAGACGCCACAUACACCAUUGGUUCGACCUACCAUGUAUGAUCAUUAUCAUAUGGAUAAUUAUCCCACUGGAACAAAUGCAAUAGUUGCUGUCAUUUCAUAUACUGGCUAUGACAUGGAAGAUGCCAUAGUUUUGAAUAAAUCAUCAUUAGAAAGAGGUUUUAAAUAUGGUGGUAUUUACAAAUCUGUUUUUGUUGAUUUGAGAGAUUUAGCUGGAGAUAGAAGUAACCAGACUUCAUAUAUGUUUGGAAAAAAAUAUUUUGUUACUGAACUUGAACAUAAAUUGGACAUUGAACUCAAAAAUAAAAUUGAUGAAGAUGGAUUGCCUUUUAUUGGAACAAGACUUGAUUAUGAAAGUCCAAUGUGCAGCUAUAUUGAUCUCUCAAGUAAUGAAGUACGUGUGAUAAAAUAUAAGUCUACUGAAUCUGCUUAUGUAUUUGAUGUGAAAGUUAUAGGCAGUGAAAAUGGAGUUGAUAUCUUACAAAAGAUUUGUAUUACUCUAUGGAUUCCAAGACCACCUAUUAUAGGAGAUAAAUUUGCUAGUAGGCAUGGUCAGAAAGGUGUUUGUAGUCAAAAAUGGCCAAUUGAAAACAUGCCAUUUACAGAAAGUGGUAUGGUUCCAGAUAUUAUUUUUAAUCCACAUGGAUUUCCUUCUCGAAUGACAAUUGGGAUGAUGAUUGAAAGUAUGGCUGGAAAAUCUGCUUCUCUUCAUGGAAUUGUUCAUGAUGCAACAGCUUUUAAAUUUUCUGAAUCUUAUCCUGCCUCUGAAUAUUUUGGAGAACUACUCCAAAAAGCUGGCUAUAAUUAUUUUGGUACUGAAAGAAUGUACAGUGGAAUUGAUGGAAGAGAGUUGGAAGCUGACAUUUUCUUUGGUGUUGUUUAUUAUCAAAGACUACGUCAUAUGGUUGCAGAUAAAUUUCAGGUGCGGACAACAGGUCCUAUUGAUAUUUUGACACACCAGCCAGUUAAAGGAAGAAAACGAGCUGGUGGUAUCAGAUUUGGAGAAAUGGAAAGAGAUUCAUUACUGGCACAUGGAACGUCAUUUUUACUUCAUGAUAGACUUUUUAAUUGUUCUGAUAAGUCUAUGGCAUACGCUUGUAGACAAUGUGGCAGUCUUCUUUCACCACUUUUUGAAAAGCCUGUAACAGAUGAAAAUUUACCAUUUAGUAAAGAGAAAGUUCCAUCUUGGAAAUGCAUCACUUGCAAUACUGACGAUACAGUAGAUAUUGUCUCUAUUCCUUACGUUUUUCGAUACCUUGUUACAGAAUUAGCUGCAAUUAAUAUCAAAGUAAAACUAGACAUAAGAUAG